AAAAAAAAAAAGUAGAAAAGCGGGAAAUAAAGUUAGUUACAUCUUCUUCUCCGACGAGACGAAACGACUGCGACUGGGUUUCUCUGAAGCGCAGCGACGAUCCUUCUUCAGUGGCCAUGGAUCCUGGUGAUUCUUUAUCGGAUGCGAAUGACAUUGGAGAUCUACCACCUCCUGCUGCUUCUUCUUCUUCUUCUUCUUCAGAGCCUUCAGCAGAAAACCUUCCCUAUGCCGACCAGCUUGAAAGGGCCAUGAUAGAUACAGAAGACGACAGGGGUCCCUCAGGGUUUACGACUGAUGAAUUGAUUUAUCAGGCUUUAGAAACAGUCUAUGCUGAUGGAAAUGGUCUUGAUAUCGAUGGAAUUUUCAAUUUUAUCGAGGAAAAGUACGAGUUACAGGAAGAUUUUAGGGACCGGUUGGAAGUCCAGCUGGGAAAUCUAGUUUCUGAAGGCCAAGUAGAAAUGGUAGGAAACCUCUACAAGAUCCCCCAUGGUCUUUUUGAUACUCAAAUAGUGUCAGUAGUAGCUUCAAAUCUACCACAAACCAUGAGUCCAGGAGGUUCGACGGGCGCGAAGACACAAGACACACCAAGUACUUGUGCUUCUUUCGCACCAGCAGCAACAAAAGAAGAUCCUCGGAUAGAAGCAGUAGCAAAAGAAGUCGCAGAGGCAGAACACUUGGAGUUCGAAGCGAAAGAGGCACAAGAACUUGCAGAUAGACACGUCCAGUUGCUAAAUUUAGAAAGCAACAAAAUCUUGCAGUUAGCCGUGGAAAUCCUUAACCGAUGUGCUAACGGUGAAAAGAUUUUCCUGCUGUAAAAGCUUUACCUUCUGGUCCGGUUCAAUGUGAAUGUAUUCGAUCACCGGUUUCUUUGAGAGUUUUUGGCAUUUAGUAAAAAAAAAGAAAGAGUGUAGAAGUGUGGUUUCAUUUGACUAACUAGUCACUUUUUGUGACGUCUGUUUAGUUUAGAGGUUUAUAAAUGUUUUUGGUUGUAAAGGAAGGCAACAAACUAUUCUUUAACUUUUGGUAAUACAAGUUUCUACA
This is a messenger RNA of Arabidopsis lyrata subsp. lyrata, 1041 nucleotides long. RefSeq names its product single myb histone 3. Gene Ontology annotation, biological process: nucleosome assembly. Gene Ontology annotation, molecular function: double-stranded telomeric DNA binding. Gene Ontology annotation, cellular component: nucleosome. NCBI's taxonomy places the organism in Eukaryota, Viridiplantae, Streptophyta, Magnoliopsida, Brassicales, Brassicaceae. The record is from RefSeq and is a predicted model, not a curated record. The transcript has 8 exons. Bases 117 to 815 code for a protein of 232 amino acids.